UGAGCAACACACUGCCUGCUCUCAGUGUGCUCGCCAGACACCAGGCGGCUUUAAUGGAAAGGCUGGAGCCCUUACAGGGGGUGAUGUCAUACAUUUCUCGUAGGAGAGCUGACUGCUUUUCUUGGAUGGGACUUUCUUCGUACGUGCAGUGGUAGGAGAUUAUCCGAGGUUCGGCAGCUCACAAGCAGUGGUUCCAGGGCAGCCAGGUGAAAGGCAGACUCGGACUCCGGUGCGGAGAAGAGGCAAGAACAGCACCACGAUGUUGGCCUGGGUGGCACUGAGCCUGACCCUCUCCCAGAUACCAGGGGCAUGCACGCUGCCCAAAGGAUAUACUCUCAUCAACGAGGACUGCCCAGGGGCAGAGUGGAAUAUCAUGUGUCGGGAAUGCUGUGAGACAGAUCAGAUUGAGUGCACGUGUCCUGGAAAACAGGACGUUGUGGGCUACUCUGUCCCGUGUUGCCGUAAUGAGGAAAAUGAAUGCGACUCUUGUCUGAUUCACCCAGGGUGUGUCAUCUUUGACAACUGCAAGAAGUGUAACAAUGGCUCCUGGGGAACUCUGGAUGAUUUCUACAUCAAAGGGGCUUACUGCUCUGAAUGCCACACUGGCUGGUCAGGAGGAGACUGUCUUAAAUGUGGAGCUGUAAUGAAUGCUUCAAGAGGACAUAUUAUACUAGAAGGAUAUCCCAGCAACUCUCGCUGUGAAUGGAUGGUAACAGUGAAUCCUAAUUUUGCUAUUGAGUUAAGGUUCUCCAUGCUGAGCCUGGAGUUUGAUUACAUGUGUCAGUACGAUUACGUGGAGGUCCGUGAUGGUGAUAAUGUCGAUUCCAGAGUCAUCGGCAAGUUCUGCGGGAACGAGCGUCCUCCUCCCAUUCGGACCACUGGAAACCUGUUACACGUUCUGUUUGUAUCUGAUGGCUAUAAAAGCUUUGACGGAUUUUAUGCCACAUUUGAGGAGGUUGACGCAUGCUUCUCCUCUCCCUGCUUGCAUGACGGGAAGUGUCUCCAGCUUGGACCAGUCAGCUAUCAAUGUGCCUGUCUUGCUGGGUAUACUGGCAGACGGUGUGAAAACAUGGUGAUAUGUAGGAAUCCAGUGGCCCCGGUCAAUGGGACGGUGGAAGGGGACGACUUCCGAUUUGGCUCCCUGGUCUACUUCAGCUGUGAUGCAGAUUUCCACUUGAUUGGAAGUAGUGUUGUCACUUGUCAACUGGAUGGGAACUGGAGCACCAGCGCGCCACAAUGCGUUCCAGAGAGCAGACGCUGUGCUGACCCUGGUGCACCAGUCAACGGGCAUCGACGAAUUCUCCCAGGAAGCGGGUACCUGCACCAGGGCUACGCUACCGUGGGGACCAUCGUGGAGUUCACCUGCAACUCUUUGUUUGUUCUGAGUGGUAGUCCACGGGCAAGCUGUCAGCAAGACGGGACAUGGUCAGAGAAGCAGGCAAUCUGUAAGAAAGAGAGGAAGCAUUGUGCCGUUCCUGGUGCAACACUGAAUGGUCAUUGGAGAAUUCUUCCAGGUAGUGGCCACCUGCUCCAUGGCUAUGCCACCUUGGGCACCAUUGUGCAGUUCACCUGCAAUUAUUCGUUUCUUCUGAGGGGCAGUCCGCAGGCAAGGUGCCAACAGGAUGGGACAUGGUCAGAAAAACAGCCAACCUGCAGGAAAGUUCCAGAGGUGAAGCACUGCAGCGACCCUGGUGUACCAAUGCAUGGGCAUCGAAAAAUUAUCUCAGGAAGUGGGAAAAUGCACCAGGGGUAUGCCACCUUGGGCACCAUUGUGCGCUUUACCUGCAAUUACUCAUUUGUUCUGAGUGGCAGCCCACAGAUAACAUGCCAAAAAGACGGGACAUGGACGGAAACACGGCCAAGGUGUAUUAAAGCUUGCAAGCAACCCAAGCUCCCUAACUUGGUGAAACAGAAAGUUCUGUCGACACAGCCUCAGACCAGGAGGACUCCACUUCACCGGCUACUGGCCACCAUUCUAGACAAGGAGCAGUCCCAAGUCUCACCCACGAAAGCCCCAGUACAGCAUGUCGGGAACCUCCCAUCAGGAUUCUUUCAUCCUCAUACACAGCUGGAGUAUGAGUGCAUCUCCCCCUUCUACAGGCGCCUUGGAAGCAGGAAGAGAACAUGUCUCAAAACAGGCAAAUGGAGUGGCCGAUCACCAUUGUGUAUUCCCAUCUGCGGAAAGCUGGGCAACUUCAGCCGGCAGAACCUGCCCUCGAUAGCCUGGCCCUGGCAGGCCGCGCUCUACCAGAAGGUGUCCCAGACCAGCAAUGAGAUUGUCAGCGGGCACUCCUGGUUUCUGGCCUGCAGUGGGGCAGUUCUCAACGAGCGCAGCGUGGUGGUAGCUGCCCAUUGUGUGACGGAGCUGGGCAAGGUGGCACUUAUCAACACGGCAGAUCUGAUGGUGGUCCUGGGGAAGUACUUCUACGACGAAGCCAAGCAGGAGGAGAGCCGGCAGUACCUGCAGAUUGCUGGAGUCAUUGUGCAUCCUUCCUACGACCCGGUUCUGCUGGAUUCCGACGUUGCUAUCAUCAAACUGAUGGACAAGGCGAAGAUCACCAACCAGGUACAGCCAGUGUGUCUUCCUGACGUGAAGGAUCUAUCGACCAUCAGCGCCCAGGGCUAUGUCACCGGCUGGAGGAUACAGAGUGAGCCCAAGGAGUCUGGCCGCGGCAAUGACACCCUGCGCGUGGGCACCAUCGAGAUUGGCGACGCGGUCCAGUGCGAGCAGCAGUACGAGGAGAACGGGAUCUCUGUCAGCAUCACCGAGAACAUGUUCUGUGCCCGUCAGGAUCCCCGAAGUUUCUCAAACAUCUGCCCACUGGAGACGGGAGGGGUGGCCACCUUCCCAGCAGCAGACAAGGCCGGUGAAAUGUCCACCUGGUACCUGGUGGGUCUGGUCAGCUGGGGCUACGAGAGGGAAUGCAGCCAAGAACUUUUCACCGUCUAUACCAACGUAGCACCGUUCAAAGACUGGAUCGAGAAGCACCUGAAGUAGGAAUCCCUCACGGAAGCAGCACAUGGUGAUGCUAACCGGAGGACAGGCAACUCAUAAUGGGCCUGGUUUCACAACUGCCUCCUUCGAACUUACAGCGUUGUUUAUACAAGGCAACCAAUAAAAGCACGCAACAGCUGCACCAAUCAGCACGCUUCAUCCAUCAAACACAACUACUGACUUAGUGACUUCAAUGAGUUUAAUCAGCAAUGCCUCAACCUAUUCAACUAAAUUCAUUCACAGAACAAUUAUUGGAUUCGUCUCCUACCCUUCUUCCCAUAGGAAUCAUAUUCCUUCUCCAGGGAUCUUUAACCCUGUCUACAGAGGAUGUAGUCCAUCUCCCAUGGAUCACAUUCACAUUCUGAGGGGUCACAUUCCCUCUUCCCAGAGGUCACAUUCCUUCCCCUGUACCAGGGAUCAUUUUGUUAUGUGCAUCUUCCUGAGUCCAUUGCUGUAAACCUGUCCCACCUGCCCGUAUUCUACCCAUUUCAUUGCCACCUCUUCUGAAAACUUGCUGAGAACCUUCUCACUGUUGCAUUUAUUUAACGUUUAUGUCCUCGCCAAAAUUUCAAAAUUUCUGCUCAGUAAUAUGAAAGUAAUGUAUAGUUCUUUAUCAGUCCUCCAAAAUAUUCUACAGUGGAUCACAAAAUAUGUUAUUUUAAUGUUUUCCAACCACACUCUUGCCCACACCAGCUUGACAAUGGGAUGUUAGCCUGGGCUGUGUUGUUUAGAAUAUGUACAGUGGGUUGAAUCUACAUAAUUCUGAGUUAGAGGUUAAAAUAUAUUAAAUAACCUUAACUCUGGGGUCUCCACCACUGAGUUUAAAGUAUGAGGAAUAUUAUUGGUCUGGGACUGUACUCGAUGAAGUUCAGAGGGAAAGGGGGGUGGGGGGAACUCAUUGAAACCUACUGAAUACUGAGAAGGCCUGGAUAGAGUGGACAUGGAGAGGACGUUUCCAUUAGUAGCAGGGUCUAGGAUCCAAGGGUAUAGUCUCAGAAUAACGAUCAUAUAUUUAGAACUGAAAUGAAGAGGAAUUUCUUCAGUGGAGGAUGGUGAACCUGUGGAAUUCAUUACCACGGAGAGCUGAGGACGCCAAUUCAUUGUGUGUAUUUAAGACAGAGACCAAUGUGUUCUUCAUUGAUAAAAGGAGCUAAAGGUUGGAGAAUGGGUUGUAAAAAUCAGCCAUGAUUGAGCAGAUUCCAUAGGUACAGUAGAAUGGCCAAAUUCUGCUCCUUUAUCUUAUGGUCUUCUGAGAUUGUAAACCCAAUACAAAGCAUUCAGAAAUGUCCAUCCUGAAGGAUAUGGAACACAGGAACUCAGGACAAACUUAAGACUGUUUCCACAAAUUACUUCUUUACACAAAAACUCAGAGACACUUCAAACAGCUCCACAGGUGUUGGCAUGUCUCUGAUUUCAAUGCAGAAACGCAGUGCAAAGUUAAUCCUGCUGCUCCUAAAAAUCUGAAAUGGGUAAUGGAUUUUGGAGACACACAGGCAGCUUUAAGCAUAGGAUUCACCGCCAAAGCUUUAAUUACUGCACUCCCUCCAAACUGCGGAGAGUUUCCACCCUCUUCUGCGUCAGUUUUGUUUGAGGAUUGACCAGUAGACAUGCUGUGCUCACACAUCUGGCCACACGUUUAAUGAAAUUACCUGUCGGCUUGCAAAAGCAAAGAAACAGAGGUUCAAGUAUCCAUAGAGCAUUCUCGAUUGUAGGAAGGGUCUCUCAAUGAAUCAGCGGUGUCUGUGACUUCAGUGUAUCAAAGUAAUGUCACUCCAUUCACCCUGUUAUUCAAGAUACAUUUUAUUUGAUAUAAUGUACACUGCAUCUUCUUAAAGAAUAAACCCAUACAAAACAUCAAGUAUAUGAAAUUUUGUAAUUGGUUAAUUACUUAUGUAACUAUACAGUUGUAAGUUCAAUCAGCUAUAAAUUUAAUCAAUCUCUUGGUCUCUGUUGACUGAAAUUUUCACUGCACUCGACAUCUUAGAAUAUCUGUUGCAGGAUCUGAAAAUUUCAGUGGAUCAUUUCUCCAGGUUAAGAGUUGUGUCACAUCCUGUGUUGCAUUUAUUGUCUCAACACAGUUGUUCUCAUUGUAUUGAAUACAUCAUAUUACAUACUCUGAUUCACCAUAUUUUUUUAUAUCACCUUCUGUACAAAACU
This is a messenger RNA of Mobula hypostoma (lesser devil ray), 5152 nucleotides long. RefSeq names its product inactive serine protease PAMR1-like. Gene Ontology annotation, biological process: proteolysis. Lineage: Eukaryota; Metazoa; Chordata; Chondrichthyes; Myliobatiformes; Myliobatidae. The record is from RefSeq and is a predicted model, not a curated record. Bases 260 to 2998 code for a protein of 912 amino acids. The transcript has 14 exons. Gene Ontology annotation, molecular function: calcium ion binding; serine-type endopeptidase activity.